Molecule: messenger RNA, 2012 nt
Organism: Coffea arabica (coffee)
Lineage: Eukaryota; Viridiplantae; Streptophyta; Magnoliopsida; Gentianales; Rubiaceae
Source: RefSeq, a predicted model, not a curated record
GCUACCAGUCCCAAGACCUGGUCAGGUUCUUGGCCUGGUUGGAACAAAUGGCAUUGGGAAAUCAACAGCCCUCAAAGUUCUGGCUGGGAAGUUGAAACCUAAUUUGGGGCGCUUUAAUAAUCCACCUGAUUGGCAAGAGAUCUUGACCUACUUCCGAGGAUCUGAACUCCAGAAUUAUUUUACUCGUAUUCUGGAAGAUAACUUAAAGGCAAUAAUCAAACCCCAGUAUGUUGACCAUAUUCCAAAGGCAGUCCAAGGUAAUGUUGGUCAAGUGCUUGAUCAAAAAGAUGAAAGAGAUAUGAAACAAGAUCUCUGUGAGGAUCUUGAGCUGAAUCAAGUGUUGGACCGUAAUGUGGGAGAUUUAUCUGGUGGAGAGCUUCAAAGAUUUGCCAUUGCAGUUGUUGCCAUACAGAAUGCAGAAAUAUAUAUGUUUGAUGAACCCUCUAGUUACCUUGAUGUUAAACAGAGGCUUAAGGCUGCCCAAGUUGUUCGAUCUUUGCUCCGACCUAACAGCUAUGUGAUCGUUGUAGAGCAUGAUCUCAGUGUUCUGGAUUACUUAUCAGACUUCAUCUGCUGUCUAUAUGGGAAACCUGGUGCAUAUGGUGUUGUGACUCUUCCAUUCUCAGUACGAGAAGGAAUUAAUAUAUUUUUGGCUGGAUUUGUCCCCACGGAAAAUCUACGGUUCAGGGAUGAAUCUCUCACUUUUAAGGUAGCUGAGACUCCACAGGAAAGUGCUGAGGAGAUUGAGACCUAUGCACGAUAUAAAUACCCAACUAUGAGUAAAACUCAGGGUAAUUUUAAGCUUAAGGUGAUUGAGGGCGAAUUUACUGAUUCUCAGAUUAUUGUAAUGCUCGGUGAAAAUGGGACUGGAAAGACAACAUUCAUCCGCAUGCUGGCUGGUUUACUAAAGCCUGAUACCGUGGAGGGUUCUGAUGUGGAGAUCCCUGAGUUUAAUGUUUCUUACAAGCCUCAGAAGAUCAGCCCUAAAUUUCAGAAUACCGUGAGGCACUUGCUACAUUCAAAAAUUCGUGAUUCGUACAUUCAUCCUCAGUUUGUAUCAGAUGUCAUGAAGCCUCUCCAAAUUGAGCAAUUAAUGGAUCAAGAAGUUGUAAAUCUCUCUGGUGGAGAGUUACAAAGAGUUGCCCUAGCUCUUUGCCUUGGGAAGCCUGCUGAUAUAUAUCUCAUUGAUGAACCGAGUGCAUAUCUUGACUCCGAGCAACGUAUUGUUGCUUCAAAAGUCAUAAAGAGGUUCAUACUUCAUGCGAAGAAGACAGCAUUUGUGGUUGAGCAUGACUUCAUAAUGGCAACAUACCUAGCAGAUCGUGUCAUUGUCUAUGAGGGAAGGCCUUCCAUAGAUUGUGUUGCUAAUUCACCUCAGUCAUUGUUGACUGGAAUGAACUUGUUCUUAUCUCACCUUGACAUUACAUUUAGAAGGGAUCCGACUAAUUACCGUCCAAGAAUCAACAAGCUGGAUUCAACUAAGGACAGGGAGCAGAAGUCUGCUGGAUCCUAUUAUUAUCUUGACGAUUAAUUUGUACACGGUUGUGCACAUGUGCUUGAUUCCUACUUUGAUAUGCUCCCAGAUGCUGAUAGAAGGUGACCUUUUAUUGGGUGACGCUACUCAGAAGGGCUGUUUAUCCCUGCAUGCACUGUCCUUUGAUUUUGAAAGUGCAAUCUAAUAGCAAGUGCUUUUCUGAUGAAGAGAUCACUUGGAAGCAUAUAAGCAUGGGGCCCCUUGGAUGGACAGAGCUUUUGUACUGCCUGCUCGAGUCCAUUUAAUAUGCUUCAUUUACUUUUUUAUUACACCUUUAAAUACGAGUCUGCCUCCUUUUGCCUCUGCUGGUUGAAAUAGGCUUUGGAGUAAAAAUUUUUUUUUUUUUUUUGGAUAUUCCGGCUUAUCUGCUGUUGUAGUAAAUGAUAUGAGAACACCCAUUGGAGAGAAGCUAUGGGAUGAGGGAUAUUGUAUUGUGGCUUUUUGACAUAAUUUAUAAUCGCUUUGGUUAGUGUCUGCA